Molecule: messenger RNA, 1745 nt
Organism: Triticum aestivum (bread wheat)
Lineage: Eukaryota; Viridiplantae; Streptophyta; Magnoliopsida; Poales; Poaceae
Product: UDP-rhamnose/UDP-galactose transporter 6
Exons: 6
Coding region: 494-1483 (329 amino acids)
Source: RefSeq, a predicted model, not a curated record
AAGGCAGGCCGACGCGCAAGCCAACCAGAUCCGCACACACGCUUUGGACCACUCCAGUCCGCCUCUGGCUGCUCCCUUUCCUCCCUCUCCCCCCAUCCCCCAGUGGUGCGGCGCCGACCGGUGCCCCCGGAGACUGAAGAGCCCAGCCGCCCGCCCGCCCCCGCGAUCUCCGGUCCCGACUCCCGCCGCGCCGUCGGUACGAACAGCCCGGCAAUUUCUUCUCCCUCCUCCCCUCCGUUAAACUCCACGUCCGCCAAUCUCAUGUCGUCGUACGGGGCUUUGCUUUCUGUUCAUUUGUUCCUGAGAUCUGUGGAGACACUGGGAUUAGCCCCGCGUGAGAGCCACCGCGACUGUUUCGUUUUCUAGGGUUCUCGAUUCCUCCGUUGUCGAAUUUGAGCUGUGGACAUCUGUUUUGAGGUGCACCACAUUGUACACUGAAAGCGGGCCUUUUUGUACAUUAGAAUUAGCAUUAGACCCUACAUGAUAAGAAACCAUGGCACCAGGAAGCAAGGCAGAGAAAAAAGCAGCAUUGGAUGCUGGGGCAUGGAUGUUCAAUGUUGUAACUUCGGUUGGCAUAAUCAUGGUCAACAAGGCCUUAAUGGCUACACAUGGUUUUAGCUUUGCCACAACAUUGACUGGGAUGCAUUUUGCAACUACCACUUUGAUGACAUUGGUAAUGAAAUGGUUAGGAUACGUUCAGCCAUCUCAUUUACCUCUAUCGGAGCUAGUAAAGUUUGUAUUUUUUGCAAACCUAUCAAUUGUUGGAAUGAAUGUUAGCUUGAUGUGGAACUCUGUUGGCUUUUAUCAGAUUGCGAAGCUAUCUAUUAUUCCACUUCUAUGCAUUAUGGAGGUCCUGUUCGAAAAUUUCCGUUACUCGAGGGAUACAAAGCUUAGUAUAGUGGUUGUCCUUGUAGGUGUGGGAGUGUGUACAGUUUCUGAUGUUAGUGUAAAUGCGCAAGGAUUGGUAGCUGCCGUAAUAGCAGUUUGCGGCACUGCUUUACAACAGCAUUAUGUCAAUUACCUUCAACGGAAGUACUCGCUCAACUCACUCAAACUCUUGGGUCACACUGCACCAGCUCAAGCAGCUUCACUGUUGAUAUUAGGCCCAUUCGUGGACUUCUGGCUGACCAGGAAUAGAAUCGACACUUUUCACUACACCAGCACAGUGACGUUCUUCAUUGUGCUGUCAUGCGUUAUUUCAGUCGGGACCAAUCUCAGCCAAUUCAUAUGCAUUGGGAGAUUCACCGCCGUCACGUUUCAAGUGAUCGGACACAUGAAGACAAUUCUCGUGCUAACCCUGGGAUUUCUGUUGUUCGGGAAAGAAGGCCUGAAUUUCCACGUGGCGUUUGGUAUGAUCCUCGCCAUUGUUGGGAUGAUAUGGUACAGCAGCGCGUCUUCGAAACCCGGAGGCAAGGAGCGGCAGGGUGUGGCGAGUGAGAAGGCCCAGAAGUCGCCACAGUCGGAGCUGGACGAUAAAGUAUGAGAUGGAAGCCUCGAAGUUCCUAUCGUCAGCUAUUUAUAUGGACCCUGUCUUAUAUAUCAAAAGUAAAAUGAUCAUGAGAAUUUUCCUCAUUGUACACGGUUCCUUGGAGGAAUGUUUCUACAGGGAUGUUAGAAAUGUAGGCCAGAGAAGAAAGAGAGAGUUUACACUUUCGCAGGAAAUACUCCUACAUAGGUAACGUGGGCAGACGUUUUCAGUUUCAAGACUUCGUAAUUUCAUCACCGUCGUUCCUUCUUUUUUGAAA